Messenger RNA from Miscanthus lutarioriparius, 2283 nucleotides. NCBI's taxonomy places the organism in Eukaryota, Viridiplantae, Streptophyta, Magnoliopsida, Poales, Poaceae. The record is from the annotation of a GenBank genome assembly.
AUGCAGGGCUCCAAGACCAAAUCUGGCUCGGCGGAGGCGAAGAGCAACGGCAAGCCGAAGCCGGACAAGGAGAAGAAGGGCGGCGGCGGCGGCGGCACGCCGCCAACCCCCAACGACAGCAGGCCGCGCAAGCCGGCCGUGCCCAAGGCGAGCGCCGCCGGCCACGGCACGCCGCGCGCGGCCGACAAGUCACCCGGUUCGGGGUCGGCUGACCGCAAGGCGCCCACGCCCAAGGCCGCCGCCGCCUCCCGCCUCGCCACGCCUCCGGAGAAGCAAGGGGGCAAGCCCGCGAAGCCGACGCAGGAGCAGCAGCCGGCGAAGCCUGCUCAGGAGCUGCAGGCGCAGCUUGCCGCGGUCCGAGAAGAGCUCGUGAAGGCCAAGGAGCAGUUGGUGGAGAACGAGAAGGAAAAGGGCAGAGUCCUUGCGGAGCUGGAGCGUGCCAAGAAGGCGGCUGAUGAGGCCAAUGCCAAGCUGCAGGAGGCGCAGGAGACUGAUAAACUCCCUGCCAGCGAGUCGGAGCAGGCAAGCAUGCACGGCCAGCAGGAGGCUGAUGAUGCUGCGCUGCGGUCGACAGUGGAGCAGCUUGAGAAGGCCAGGUAUGAGCUGGCCGAUGCAAUCGAUGCCAAAAAUGAAGCUCUCAGCCAGGUGGAUGAUGCUGUUAGGGCUUGUGAGGUGAAGGCUCAGGAAGUUGAGCUCCUCACUGCAGAGGUUAAGCGCCUGAAAGAGCUGGUUGAUUCCAAGAUGGAUGGCAAAGGGAAGAAGGCUGCAGAAAGAAUUCAGAAUCUUGAAGCAGAGAACUCUGCAUUAAAGCUCAAGCUUGAGAAAGCAAAGGCUGCUGAAGAGAAGGCAAUUCAAUUGGAGCGCAUGGUUGAUGAACUUAAGAGUGAUGUUGGUGAUGCUAGGAAGUCUGGUUCCAAGUCAGAGCUGUUAGCUGAUGAAUGGCAGAAGAAGGCAGAGCUGCUUGAGGUCAGAUUGGAAGAGGCUGAUCAGUCUAAUAUUUUGAAGGGUGAGUCUUUGAAUUCAGCAAUGGAAGAGUUGGAUUCAACAAGUAGUUUGCUCCGUGAUAGAGAAUCUGAAGUUGCUGCUCUUCGGGACAAAGUCAGGUUCUUGGAGGAUGAGCUGGCAAAGCUCAAGAGUGAUAUUGUUGUGUCGGACCAACGGGCCAAUGCUGCGGAGAAAGAGGCGGCAGAUCUAUGGACAGAGGUUGAAGGGCUUAGGUUGAAGCUCCAGACAGCGGAAGAAGAGAAAAUGGAGGCCCUGAGCAGUGAUAAAAAUGCAAGCUCAGAAAUAGAGACCUUGAAUGAACAGAAGAACCAGCUGGCUGACGAGCUUGAAGCUACUAAAGAUGAGCUUGAGAAAGUUAAGAAGGCAAUGGAGGGUCUGGCCUCAGCCUUACAGGAAAUGUCAGCUGAAUCCAGAGAGGCGCAAGAGAAGUACCUUCUCAAACAAGAUGAGAUUGAGCGUGCUCAGGCACAGGUAGAGGAGCUUAGCUUGAGUCUGAAGAAUACUAAGGAGAACUAUGAGCUAAUGCUUGAUGAAGCAAACUAUGAGAAGGUUUGCCUUACGAAAUCAGUUGAAAGGCUAGAAGCAGAAGCUAAGGGUGCGCAUGAGGAAUGGCAGUCCAAAGAGCUAGGUUUUGUCAACUCUAUUAAGAAUUCAGAAGAAGAGAUAGGUGCUAUCAGAGUUCAGAUGGACAGGACCUUGGAGGUUGUUAAGGAGAAAGAAAAUGAAAACACUGAGUUGCAGGAGAAGCUGCAGCAGCUUGAGUCUCAGCUAAUGGAAGCUAACAGAAUCAGGGAGGAAGCCAACGCUGAAACUGUCCAAUGGAAGGAGAAGGUAUUAGACCAAGAGAAUGAAUUGCAGAACAUAAAACAGGAGAAUGACGACCUGCAGGCAAAGGAAUCAGCUGCUUCUGAGAAGAUUAAGCAACUCUCUUCCCAGCUUGCAAAUGCAAAAGAUGGCACGAUAAAUGGUAACACCAAGGAAGGAGAUAAUGAGAAGGGGGACACUGAAGAUGAAGAUGAACCUGUUGUGGUAGUUUCCAAAAUGUGGGAGAACAGCAAGUUUGCUGACUACGAUUCAUCUAAGGAGAAGGAGAAUGAUGGUGACUCACAGGUUGAUUUGGAAUCAAACAAGGAAGAUGCAGGUCUUGACAGCAAUGGGUUGCACUCAACUAAGGAGAGCAGUGGCAGGACAUCACCAACUAAACAGAACCAGCAGCAUAAGAAGAAGCCUUUGCUGAAGAGAUUCAGUGGAUUGCUGAAGAAGAAAAGCGAAAAUUAG